Messenger RNA from Pteronotus mesoamericanus, 1053 nucleotides. It is a transcript of the gene LTB4R, whose product is annotated as leukotriene B4 receptor. Lineage: Eukaryota; Metazoa; Chordata; Mammalia; Chiroptera; Mormoopidae. Gene Ontology annotation, cellular component: plasma membrane. Gene Ontology annotation, molecular function: complement component C5a receptor activity; leukotriene receptor activity. Bases 1 to 1053 code for a protein of 350 amino acids. Gene Ontology annotation, biological process: phospholipase C-activating G protein-coupled receptor signaling pathway; positive regulation of cytosolic calcium ion concentration; inflammatory response. The record is from RefSeq and is a predicted model, not a curated record. The transcript has a single exon.
AUGGCCAUGAACACUACAUCUCCUGCACCACCUUCCUCACAAGCUGUCACAUUCAUCUCUCUGCUGGCUAUCAUCCUGCUCUCAGUGGCUCUGGCUGUGGGGCUCCCUGGCAACAGUUUUGUGAUGUGGAGCAUCCUGGUAAGGAUGCGAAAGCGCUCUGUUACUGCCCUGCUGGUGCUGAACUUGGCCCUGGCUGACUUGGCCGUGUUGCUCACUGCCCCCUUUUUCCUCCACUCCCUGGCCCGAGGCACCUGGAUUUUUGGAGUGGCUGGCUGCCGCCUGUUCCACUAUGUUUGCGGAGUCAGCAUGUAUGCCAGUGUUCUGCUUAUCACAGCCAUGAGCCUGGACCGCUCACUGGCAGUGGCCCUACCCUUUGUGUCCCAGAAGAUGCGCACCAAGGCGUGUGCCUGGCGGUUGUUGGCAGUCAUCUGGGUGGUGGCGUUAUUGCUGGCCACACCCGUCAUCGUGUACCGCACCUUGGUAGAGAAAAACAGGCGCCUGAUCUGCUUCCCGGUAUACUCCAGCAAAAAUCACAUGGCCUUCCAUCUGCUCUUCGAGGCCUUCACCGGCUUCCUGCUGCCGUUCCUGGCCGUGGUGGCCAGCUACUUAGACAUCGGGCGCAGGCUGCGGGCCCGGCGCUUCCGCCGCAGCCGCCGCACAGGCCGCCUGGUGGCGCUCAUCAUCCUGGCCUUCGCUGCUUUCUGGCUACCCUACCACCUAGUGAACCUGGCCGAGGCCGGGCGCGCGCUGGCCGGCAGGAAGGCAAGAGAGGGGCCCGUGGGGGAGCAGCUGCACCUGGCCCGCUCUGUGCUCAUCGCACUGGCCUUCCUGAGCAGCAGCGUGAACCCCCUGCUGUAUGCGUGCGCAGGAGGUGGCCUGCUUCGUUCAGCCGGCCUGGGCUUCGUUGCCAAGCUGUUGGAAGCCACUGGCUCAGAGGCGUCCAGCACCCGACGUGGGGUCACCCUGGGCCAGACCGUGAGGGACGCCCCACCCCCGCCUCCUGAGUCUAGCCCAGCCGAGAGCCUCACUGUCUCCAGCGAACCUCUCCAGUGA